AUGGGGGAGCCAAGGCAGAGGAGGCUGUACCAAGUCUGGCCAGGAAGCAACAAAUUUCUCUGCUGCGGGCGCCUGAUCUUCGGGCCGGAUGCGGGUUCGCUCUUCCUGUCGACUGUUCUAAUAGCGGCGCCUCUGGUAGGCCUAUGCUGCCAAUGCAUCACAAAGAUGACCAGCUCCAGCAAUUCAGAGAAGCGAGUUCUUGGCAUUCCUGUGCUGAUCACCACCAUUGUUCUCGGCCUAGCAGAUUUGGCAUUCUUGCUGAUGACAUCGAGCAGGGACCCCGGGAUCGUGCCGAGGAACGCGCGGCCGCCGGCGGAGAGCGGCGGCGGCGACGGCGAGCAGGCCGGAGACGUCGGCAGGACGGCGUCGAUGGAGUGGGUGACGGCGGCGAGCCCGCACCUCCGGCUGCCGCGGAGCAGGGACGUGGCGGUGAACGGGUGCGUGGUGAAGGUGAAGUACUGCGACACGUGCCUGCUGUACAGGCCGCCGCGUGCCUCCCACUGCUCCGUCUGCAACAACUGCGUCCAGAAGUUCGAUCACCACUGCCCCUGGGUCGGCCAGUGCAUUGGCCUGCGGAAUUACCGGUUCUUCUUCCUGUUCAUCUCGACGUCGACCCUCCUCUGCGUCUACGUCUUCGCAGUGUCAUGGCUGAACAUCGUCGCAGAGGAGGACAACAAUGGCGGCUCCCUGCUGAAAUCCAUGGCCAGCGAGCCGCUGUCCGUGGUGCUCAUCGUGUACACCUUCGUCUCGGUGUGGUUCGUCGGUGGCCUCACCGUCUUCCACCUCUACCUCAUGAGCACAAACCAGACGACGUACGAGAACUUCAGGUACAGGUACGACAAGAAGGAGAACCCGUACAACAGGGGCGUGCCGGCAAACAUAGCCGAGGUGUUCUGCGCCGGGAUCCCGCCGUCGAUGAACAACUUCCGGUCAUGGGUAGCGGCGCCGCCGGAGGAGCCAGGGGACGGCGGGCACCUGUCCUCGAGGCACCUGGCCGACCUCACCGGCGGCGCGAAGGAGAAGGUGGACCUGGAGAUGGGCCGCAGCGGUGCCGGCGGCAUCAUCCCGGCGAUCUUGCAGGGGCUGGACUACGACGAGAUGGAGAAGAACGACAUCAGCGUGCACAUCAAGGACCGGCGGGCGCCGGCGGCGGCGCCGGACCCGUUCAUGUCCGGCGGUGAGUGGCGCAGGCUGGAGGAGGCCGGAGGAGGUGGUGGUCCUCCGCCUCCGGCUGCGCGCGGCGAGGAUAGCGAGCGAACGCCGGCGGCGAGCCUGCAUGGAGAUUCGGAACGGUGA
Messenger RNA from Oryza brachyantha (malo sina), 1296 nucleotides. Its product is annotated as probable protein S-acyltransferase 4. Gene Ontology annotation, biological process: peptidyl-L-cysteine S-palmitoylation; protein targeting to membrane. The coding region runs from base 1 to 1296 and encodes 431 amino acids. The transcript has 5 exons. NCBI's taxonomy places the organism in Eukaryota, Viridiplantae, Streptophyta, Magnoliopsida, Poales, Poaceae. The record is from RefSeq and is a predicted model, not a curated record. Gene Ontology annotation, molecular function: protein-cysteine S-palmitoyltransferase activity. Gene Ontology annotation, cellular component: endoplasmic reticulum; Golgi apparatus.